Apus apus (common swift) is the source of this 3642-nucleotide messenger RNA. It is a transcript of the gene MOSPD2, whose product is annotated as motile sperm domain containing 2. The transcript is spliced from 14 exons. The record is from RefSeq and is a predicted model, not a curated record. The coding region runs from base 390 to 1760 and encodes 456 amino acids. NCBI's taxonomy places the organism in Eukaryota, Metazoa, Chordata, Aves, Apodiformes, Apodidae.
UCUGCACUUCCUUUUUGCAUAUAUACCAUUUCUUAUAGCCUGUAUUCCCUGCCCUUCCCCGUUUGCAUCCUCUUAUCCUUUAGGCAAAACUUAAUUUUCAUAAAAAGAUUUUCAAAGAGAUAUCCCACUCCCAUUUAAAAGACUAAAUUCCUAAUGACAUUCUUCAACAAAAACAUUUUGGUCCUAACUUAAUCAUAUUGGCCAACUACAAAUAAAGUUUUAGACAUGAGAGACAUCCUCUGAAAAACAGUGAGAUGACUAUUGUAGAAGACUCCUAAGAUAAAUUGGAUAAAUAUGACUCUAGAGAUGUGGAAAGACUUCAGCAAGAUGAUUCGUGGGUUGAAAAUUACCUGAUUUGGCGUCACGAUGUUGUGGAUGAUACAUUAAAGAUGAUCGAUGAAAGCUUUCGGUGGAGGAAAGAGUAUACAGUUAAUGACUUGACAGAAUCUGUCCUUCCAAAAUGGUUGUUUGAAAAUGGUACUAUAUUUCUGCAUGGAUAUGAUAAAGAGGGCUAUAAAUUAUUUUGGUUCAGAGUGAAAUACCAUGUAAAAGACUCUAAACAGCAACUUGAUAAAAAGAAACUGGUAGCUUUUUGGUUAGAGCAUUAUGCCAAGAGAGAUCAUGGAAAGCCCUUAACAGUGGUAUUUGACAUGUCUGAAACUGGAAUCAGUCACAUAGACUUGGAUUUUGUUCGGUUCAUUGUCAACUGUUUUACAGAUUAUUACCCAAACUUCCUCACAAAGAUAGUGAUCUUUGAAAUGCCAUGGAUAAUGAACGCUGCUUUUAAAAUUGUGAAGGGUUGGCUCGGCCCAGAUGCAAUAAGCAUGUUAAAGUUCACAAACAAGAGUGAUGUGCAGGAGUACAUCAGUGGAGAGUAUCUGCCACCUCACAUGGGUGGAACUGACUCUUUCAAGUACAGUUAUCCUCCAUUGGUUGAUGAUGAUUUUCAAACUCCUUUAUGUGAAAAUGGGCCCAUUACUAGUGAAGAUGAGCAUGAAAGUAAAGAAGAGAUUGAUGCAGACACCAAGGACACUGGGGAGCCGAAUGAAGAACAAAACCUUAAUCAGAAAAAGAUGAAUUCUGUUGAACAAAUAUCCAAAUCAGAAGAAACUGACAAAACAGAGUUCAAACCAAAAAAUGCAAAGAAAGCAUUAACCACAUUUAAAGGACCUUUAUUACAUAUCAGCCCAGCAGAAGAACUGUAUUUUGGAUCCAAAGAAACUGGAGAGAAAAAAUGUUUGAUAGUUCUCACAAAUGUCACUAAAAACAUAGUGGCUUUUAAGGUGAGAACAACUGCUCCUGAAAAAUACAGAGUUAAACCAAGCAACAGCAGCUGUGAACCUGGCACAUCAUUGGAUAUAAUAAUCUCUCUUCAUGGUGGUUUUGCAGCUUCUCUGCAGGAUCGUUUCCUUAUAAUGGCAGCAGAAAUGGACCAGUCUUCUGGAGCAGGUGUACCAGAACUGACUCAGUUUUGGAAGGAAGUCCCUAGGACCAAAGUGAUGGAACACAGACUCAGGUGUCAUGUUGUCGAAAGCAGUAAGCCUUCUUCUCUGACAUUAAAAGAGAAUGCAUUUAACAUUCCAGCAAAAACCAAUGAAGAUUUACAUAUACAGCUAACUCAUUUACUGCAAAUUAACAAAAGACUUCAAGAGCAGAUUGAUCGCUGCCUCUGGUUCCAGCAGUUAUCAGUUGUUUUGUCAUUACUCUCAGUUACUGUUGUUGCCUUCUGCUUCUACCUGGCAUAUACCCAGAGAAGCUAAAAAGAAUUGCUUUGCACUGGAUGUGCUGCCUGUCAUGGUGGGUUGGAGUGGAAGAAAUUGCAGUGCCACACUCGCAUUCUGGAACUGCCAAAAUAAGGUUUGUGAGCCCACAGCCAUGAAUGAUGAUGCAAUUUGCUGGAAAAAAAAGACAACAUGAAUGACCAGCAAAGGAAAUUACUGAAGGUUGACACUUACAACAGUGCAUGAGGAGGAUGAUAGAGCUAGGACCUAUUUUCAGUGUACAACUUUAUAAAUACUACUGAACUGGAAGGAGGAAACCAAAUACAACAACGUAAUUUAAAACUUUUUGGGGUUUUUGUCCCUAUUCAACUACUUCAAACACAAUAUUUAGUUUAUUUUCGUCAUAUUAAUGUUUACAUCCUGAAUUACUCUCAUAGAAGGUAAAGCAGUCAACUUAAGUGUAUUCUAAAGGUUAACUUGUUCAUUCAGGAAAAUUUACAGAAAUUAUGUACAACAAGCAUAUUUUUAUAUUGUGUGUAUACACAUAUAAAAGAAGAUACUUGUUUUUAGUAAUUAUUUUGGUAAUUCAGGCUCAUUACUUUCAUUGGUUAAUUUUUUAAUGUACUUUUUCCUGAGUGCAAAGUUACUGUAAAAAUUUCCUCCCAAAUAACACAUACAGAGCCAUAUGGACCAGGAGUAUAACCUUCUUUGAUUCCAAAGAUAUUAAUGAAAUAAGCAUGAUGACACAGUAUUCCUAUUCUUUCCAUUUUUUUUUUUUCUUUAAAGUGGAAGCAGUACGAGUUGACUUUUGAUGAACUAUUAUUGGUUCAUAAAAAGGCUAAUAUGUAGUCAAUGUAAGAACUUACUCUGAUUAAAUUAAAUUACAGAUAAAUUUAUGAAAAAAAAAAACAAGUCAGGAAGACAAAUAUUGUUGAAGGCAACAUUAAAGUGUUACAUCUGCCGUUCUCCAAAAGUGUUGUAGAAAUGUUGUAGCAAGAACUUAUGUUAACAAGGAUUCUUUGUACUCAUUGCUGUAAAUACAUGUAUUAAAAUGAUAAAUACUUAAAAGGAGACUGAUGGUAUCUUUCGUACAUUUAAAGUUUUCACUCUUGAUUAGAUCUAAAUAUUUAAAGUAAUUUAUUUACUAAAAUUUUUGCUACAAAUUGUCUUUCUAACAAAUAAUGUUGUGUUGUCUGCUGACUUCAAUACAUGAGAAGAGAUUAUUGAGGAAAAAUAAAGGUCAUCCUCUGCUUCUGUCUUUUUGCAUACAGUAUCUCAUUAUAUUGUAGAUAUAGGGUCAUUUCUAGGAAACCAAAAAUUCCGUUCAAAAACUGUGUUAGUAAACUGAUUUAUUUAUAAUUUUGCUGCUUUGUUAAAAAAUUACCAUGUAAAAGGCAAGUCCAUGGAACUGUUUGGUGCACAGUCCUUUAUUUGGACACUGUUUGCUACAUCUACAUAUUCUUAAUUUUUUACUAGUCUCAUUUCUGUUCAGUUUGCAGCUCAGUACUUUGUUUUCUUAAUGAGUUGGCAGCUUACAUUGUUCACUGCUUACUGUGAAGCUGUUUAGUUUCUUUUCAUGUGCGUGCAACUCAGAUGCUUUGCUUUCCACAAAAUGGGUUGCUGUCCUGUUGAGAAAGGUGAUGAAGUAAUUUGUAACCUUAAGAUAAUAAUAACCAUGCUAUUAAAAUGCCGAUUCCUUAAUUUGAGUGGAUUGACUAGCACUUUACUGUAAAAUUGCAAGAAAUAUAUUCCUAGAGUCUUUGCCAAUAUGAAUAUUUUAAUGUUUUGGUGCUUUCAUAUUUUUUCAGUAUUUUAUUACUAUGUUGGUAUUUUCUUUGUAUGAUGGAUCAGAUGAACAUCUUUUCUAUUUUAAUAUGUUUUAGAAAAAUAUAGUUACAAAAUAAAUAUGAGGAAAUAUGUA